CGACACCCCCGACGCUCCCGCUCACCCGCCAUCAUGCCGACCAACUCCAUUGAGGGCGCGCUUGCCAAAGUCCGUCGCGCGUCCGACUUCCGUCCCAUCAUCGCGUCUCUACUACGCGCAAUACCCCAAGUCCCUCAAGGCAUCGCGAGAAGACCGACCUCAAACGUAUUUCUCCGCCUCGCCAAGUACCUCACGGUCAUAAUCUUCCUCGUCAACCUCAAGUCGCUGCCUUUCGGAUGGCACAUCCGUAUCUUCCUACCGGUGUUCCAGAAGCGAUUCGAGUACCUCGCACUUCGCACGCGUCUCGCUGUCAAGUUCUCUUCGAAAGCCGAGACUAUUCGUAGUCUCUCCAACUGGGCGGAGGGCCAAUGUCCCGUGGGCCGAAGUCCGUUCGAAUUCAAGACUGUAUGGAAGUCUUUUGCGACACUGGACGAGGGAGACUUCUAUAUGCAUCUUAGUAACUCGAGCUACGCAAAGAUCCUCGACGCUGGGCGAUUCGUAGUCGCUAUGAAGGCGUUCUUCUCGUUCGCGCGCUGCGGUGGAUGGAUAGCUCUUGGAUCCACCCACUUUCACUUCAUCCGCGAGAUACCAAUGCUUUCUCGGUAUGAGGUGCGCAGCAACAUCGGGGCCUGGGACCACAAAUGGAUGUACAUGGUCUCGCGCUUCGUAUCUCGAACGCCACCUGGCAAGAAAAAGACCUUGAAUCCUGCGAUUUCGACCGAAGCAACCACUCCCGCCGUGAGCGCCACCCCUCGCGUAGCCGUGAGCCAUCCGUCCAACUCCGACGGGAUCAACUCGCCAGGCGCCAACGAUCACGGAUCUGCUUCAAACCCUGAACAGGUCGCGGCUCUCCUCGCGGCCAGGGCGGGAGACGAUCUCGAAGACGGCAUGACGCUUCACUGCGUCUCCGUCUCGUGGAUAUGCUUCAAGCACGGCCGUAUCACGGUCCCUCCGCCGGUUCUACUUGCAUGCGAGGGCUUCAGCCGCAGUUCGCCGAGUGGGGCAGCUUACUCGCCAUCGAACCCACCCCCUCACAUGGACCGCGUACUCGCUCUCCGCGCGCCGACGCAUGGAGGGAGCCCGAAGGCGUUCGUAAAGUUCCAGAGUGGCGGGUGGAGAGAUGUCCCCGAGGGCGAGAGGUGGUGGGAGGAUGCCCUUGGUGGGGAAGUCGAGGCGCUGCGUGUGCAGAAUCUGAAGCUUCUGGACGACUUGAGGCACGGGAUGGAAGGCGCUCGUCAAUGCUAAGUUUUAGAUAUAUAGACCAGGGUGUAAUACCAUUAGAAUAAUACAGCUUGGUUUUAUU
Messenger RNA from Coniophora puteana RWD-64-598 SS2, 1303 nucleotides. RefSeq lists its product as uncharacterized. The record is from RefSeq and is a predicted model, not a curated record. The transcript is spliced from 6 exons. NCBI's taxonomy places the organism in Eukaryota, Fungi, Basidiomycota, Agaricomycetes, Boletales, Coniophoraceae. Bases 34 to 1245 code for a protein of 403 amino acids.